AUGAUGUUAUCGUGUCAGGUCGCUUGUUCGAUCAUACUUACUGCACUAGUUUGGAUUCAUGGCAUUGGAAGUCGAUUCUCAAGCUUAAGGCAACUUGCGAGGCCGUUUAUUGUAUGCACGGUUCAAAAUGGAAGAUCAGCUAGUUUCUGGUUUGAUCAAUGGACACCGUUGGGAGCUCUAAUUGAUGCUCUAGGACCUUCAGGACCCCGUGCUCUACGGAUAACUCUUCAAGCUACGGUCUCCGAGGCUACCACAUACGACUUAUGGAAUCUGCCAGCGCCUAGAUCCGACGAAGUAGUAGCUCUCCAUGCUUAUCUGACAACAAUUCAUGUUCCUUCAGGUGCACUUGACUCAGAUUUCUAUUCUUGGACCAUUGAGGGGGUGAAGUUUCAGUCUUUCUCCUCAUCCAAAACAUGGAACACGAUCAGAGAAAGACAACCAAACCGUAAUUGGUACAAUGCGGUAUGGUUGAAAGGCAAUACGCCUAAACAUGCUUUCCAUAUGUGGGUUGCUGUCAAUGACAAGCUACCGACGCGCUCCAGAUUAGCGGCUUGGGGGAAUGCUCACUCCAACCACAUGUUGCUUAUGUUGGAGAUAAACAUAAAGAUAACUUAG
Brassica oleracea var. oleracea is the source of this 615-nucleotide messenger RNA. RefSeq lists its product as uncharacterized. The coding region runs from base 1 to 615 and encodes 204 amino acids. The record is from RefSeq and is a predicted model, not a curated record. Lineage: Eukaryota; Viridiplantae; Streptophyta; Magnoliopsida; Brassicales; Brassicaceae. The transcript is spliced from 2 exons.